AUGUCAAUUAUUGAGCUAUUCGUUCAUUUUUCUUUAAAUUAUUCUAUGGAUAAGUUAAAGACUAAAGCCACUUUCUCUUCUACAAAUAGUUUAGAAGCCCAAGCCGCUUUCUUUAUGGAUGAUCAGAUAUUGCUAUCCUCCCUUGACAAUUUGGUUAGAUCAAAAUAUCCCAACACUCUUAGAUUUAACUCAGUAUUCCCUUCUUUAAUAAGAUAUGCUCCCACCAAGAUAUGCUCCUUUGUUUCAAAUAACCUAUUUGAUAAUGACUUUACCUAUCCACCUUUGUUCGAUAAUCUUCCUUUUAUUUUUGAAGUGUGUGACCCUGAACUAGCUAUUUCCUUGUGUAUGAAAAAGCCCUCCAACAUUCCCGUGGAUACCUUUGAAUUGAAUGUCCUUCAUCUCUUUAAGACUGUGCCAUUUUCAAUUGAUAUCCUGAAAAGACAAUUCUUUUCAGGACUUUUAUCCUCGAAUAGGAUUACUCGCAUGUGCUAUUUGGACAUUCUAUUUAACCACACACCUUCCGAUAUAUUCAAUCUUAUACAAUACAUAUACGUAUUUAACUAUAGCAAUAUUGAAGAUCCUCAGAUAGAAUACUUCAUAACUGUAUUACUUUACAAUGCACUUAAACCAAGCCACAAAUCCUUUUACUACAGAGGUGGUACCCCUCAUCAUAGAUAUAGCAAUGUAGACAAUACUAUUAUGGAUGUCAAUAGUGAGGUUGAUAAUAGCACUAUGUAUCUAAAUGCUAAUCUAAGUAAUACUGUUGAUACUACUGUAAUGUAUCCCUUAUCUAAUAUUUUCACUGAUAGAUCCUAUCAUAUUGCUUUUGACUCUUUCUUUCUUUCAAAACAUAAUUCUACUGCAAUAGAAGUAUUGCUUACAGGUAUAUUUGGUAAUAUGACACAGAAUAAUCUCUUAUACCUCCUCGAUAUCUUUAAUACUCACUUUGAAUGUUCUUUUAGAAUAAGGCUUCCUUUUAUUAAAGCAUUCCUUAGUGUAGGAUUAUCUGUGAAUGACUGCAGCCUUUACUUCAAUCCUGAAUCUCCCUCUCUUAAAUAUUAUCAAUUGAAUGACAGAGAAAUGUAUCUUGGACUGGUCAAAAGCAACUCUGGAAUAAGAGAGAUUAAGAAGUUAGUGGAUAUGUGCUAUAAUGAAAAUGUUAACAGUACAGAUGUUUUUCAGUUCUGUGUAGACACUCUUAAGAAGAUUGAGUCUAGACAAGCUAGUUAUAAAAUGGAGGAUGUGAGCAUAAUUGAAGGGGAAAUGAGAAGAAUACUCCAGGAGAAUGGUGUGUACCUACCCAACAAUAAUAUAUCCAAUAAUGUUUAUAACAGCAUGUACAAUAGCAACAGAUACAGCAUUGUGUCAUCCAAUAGCAAUAACCUUACUGUUGGUCAGUAUUUCUAUUCGUCUUUAGAAAUCCCUUCUGAGUUUGAUUUUAUUGAAUCCAAGUUCCUAAAAAUCUUAGACACUAUUCAGUUAUCCAAUACUGAUAAUAAGAGUAUAUUGGAGGAUGUUAGGAAUCUAAUAAGCUCCUUCUCUUUGAUAUUAUCUAUUCCUAGAAAUACUGCCCUGUUUUCUAAAUUACUUAUGUUCUGUUCAAUUGCCUCUGAGAUUGUUGAAUCCUUAAUCAUUAUUAAGGAUAACCUUACUGAGUCGAUUUAUGGCAGGUUUAGAAUGUGGAUGAUAAGACAUCCUUCAUUCUUCUCUUCUCUUAUUGAUUGGAGUACAUUUAUGAAGUGGAGAUCCUUCAUAUUCACUAGGGCCUUAACUGCUGUUUCUGAUAAUGACAAGAAAAAGGUAAGUAGUGAGCUAUGUAAACUAAACUGUAUAUAUGCUAUGAAAACGUUUAAGGAAAAGCUAUAUGGUAAAUCAUGUUCCAUCCUCAACGAGGUUACUUCCAUAACGACAGUAGAGAUGUCCCAGAAUAUGCAAAGGAUACUCUUAGAUUUAGAAAGUCUAUUUCACCUUAAGGAUUACAAUACAAUGGUAUCUCUGAUUAACUCUUUAAACAUAGCUAAGUUUUCAAAUGAAGAGAAGAGUAGAUUGUAUUACUGGGCUUACAAAGCAUUAAAAAGAAUGGGAAAGAGCAGUGAUGCUGAGAAGUAUGGCUCUUUGAGUCGUAAGCUAUUUGAGAUCAUUGAAAAUAAGAAGGAAGACCUUGAAUUACUAAAGGAAAAACUAAAGCUAAGAAACACACAAGAAAAAAGUAUAGACAACCUUUCCAGCAACGGAUUUUUCACUCUUCUUUCUUCAAUUUCUGGCUCUGAUUUUGAACAAGCUUAUAUUUCUAAGCUUAUUGAAAUUAUAAAUGAAAUGAGUGUUGAUGAGAGUAGAACCUAUGUUUUGGAAUUGUUGAAAUUUCCCAAUAUAAGCUCAACUGAAUUAAGCAAUCUUUCACAUCAGAAGCUGUAUUUCUUUAUUCCUCAGAUUGAGAAAAGUGUUGGUGUUGAAUUUUUAUUAUCAAAGAAUCCAUUGCUAAAGAGUUCCUAUGAGUCAGUUGCCAUAUUUGAUAAGCUUCUGUUAUCCUCUAAGUAUAAUGCCAACAAUAACGGUAAUAUGAGUAUAUUGGAUAGCAUGAGAUUGGAAGUUAAUGGUAUUCUCGAUGGUAUUGUUAAUUUACAAUCUGUGAACUUAGAUAAUGUUAAGUCAUUGGUUAGUGGAAUCUUCUCUUCUAUUUUAAACUCCCAUUUUGGCUAUUCCAUUCAUAGAUUUGAAAGAAAUGUCACUUCUGUGUAUGGCUUCAGAAAGGACAGUUCUAUUCACAGAUUUGAUAGGGACGUUCCUCUCCUUGGUGAGUUUGCAAUCCUUCGCAGUAAAUAUAAUAAUAUCAAAUUGAUGGAAUAUAUCGAAGAUUUCCACUCGGAUAUUUUCUAUGUAAGACUCUCGGAUGGCUCCCUUUCAAAAAUUACUACUCAUCUUACUGACAGUAACUUCUCCUCUUCUACACUUUCUUCUUCCAUGUUACAGUUCAUGGAGCUUUUUGAUUCUUGCAUAAAGAAUCAUUAUCUUGAACGGCUGGGAUUCAAGUUUAUUUCAAUUCCUACUGUCAAGUCCAACAAUAUCUUUUAUUCUGUUCAUAAUUCAAUUGAUUAUUCUGUUGAAUGCCUUUGGAUGGGUCGUCUUUUAAAGGAUGGAACCCCCCUUCAUUCGGUAUUUACUGAAUAUCUCACUAGCAGACAAUUUAAAUCCCCUCUUACUGCAUUCUGUGAUUCUAUCCAACUUUGGAAAAACACUCUCAAAAGAGAAUUACUCAGUUUCAUUCCUAAUUAUAAUGAUUUCUAUGUUUUUAAACGCAACUUCAUCAAUUCCUAUGGCUCCAUCAUUUGCUUCUUUUAUCUCUUUGGAAUUAACUAUACUCCUUAUGAAAAUCUCUAUCUUGAUCCUAGCGGAAAUUCGUUUAUGCCACUCUGCAUAAAUGAUUCUUUUAGAAUCUCAAGAAAGUUCUAUUUUAGACCAUCCCUUCAAGUUAUAUUUGGAAAUGAAGGUAUUAAUGGGCCAUUGAAUAUGUUUUUAAGUGAAUUCUUAAAGAUUGCAAGUGCUGAGAAUAUUUAUGAAAUAGCACGUUUCUUUGGAAUUGAGCUUAGAAAUAGUCUAGCCAACUGUGAUAUGCUCACUGAUAAUGGGAUAUCAAAGGAGAAGGAGUUGAAUGUGUCUUUGAUACUUGGAGAAAUGGUUGAUCCUAAAGCGGGUGUUGUACUACCCCUCUCUUAUAUGGCCUGGAUGUAA
Vittaforma corneae ATCC 50505 is the source of this 3729-nucleotide messenger RNA. RefSeq lists its product as uncharacterized. The transcript has a single exon. Lineage: Eukaryota; Fungi; Microsporidia; Nosematidae. The record is from RefSeq and is a predicted model, not a curated record. Bases 1 to 3729 code for a protein of 1242 amino acids.